GAUAGUGCUCUCUCCAUUCAUUUUUCAUCGACAGCGGCCGGCCAUUCUUUGCCGUGGAACAAUCACACAUACGCAGCAUCUAAUUUUUAGUCUAUAAUUUAGCAAUUUUUUCAACACGAAGAGCUGUAACUAUAAGCGUUCCUGCAAAAUGUGGUCCCGUCGCGGCAGAGAAAGUAGCUGGUUGCUACUGGUCCUGGCUGUGUGCAGUCUCGGCAUUCUGGUCCUGACGGAAUUGCCACGACCCCGGGGAGUUUCUAUUUCGCGAGCCAGUUUGUACCAGGUAGACAAUGGUGGCAAGUUUGUCUGCUUGGAUGGCCGAAAGACGAUCCGCUGGGAGCAAGUCAACGAUGACUACUGUGACUGUGCGGACGGAAGCGAUGAACCGGGGACGGCAGCCUGUACGAAUGGUGUUUUCCACUGCACAAAUGCGGGUUUCAAGCCGCUCAAUUUACCCAGCAGUCGGGUUAACGAUGGCAUUUGCGACUGCUGUGACGCUUCGGAUGAGUAUGCAUCCAGUGUGAACUGCAUCAAUACCUGCAGCGAACUGGGCAAAGAGGAUCGACUGCGGGAGAAACAGCGAACCGAAAUGGUCAAAAUGGGUAGCCAACUGAGAGCGGAAAUGAGCCAGCGGGGAAAGGCUAUGAAGGAAGAACAACGUCAACGCUUUACCGAAUUGGAACGCUCUAAAGCGGAGGCGGAAGCGCUUAGUAAGGAGAAGGCUACCAUCAUGGAAGACGCGGAAGCAUUGGAAAAUGCUGCCCUGAAGGUAUACCGCGAUCGAGAGGAGGAUGCUCGGCGUGCCAAGCAAGAAGCGGAAGCCGUAAGCAAUCGAGACGAAGCGGAAGAAGUGUUCCGCAAGUACGAUUCUAACCAAAAUCAGGUGGUGGAAAUCGUCGAACUGCAGACGCGCAUUGUGUUCGAUCGUAACCGGGAUGGUUCCGUAUCAGAGGAGGAAGCCCGUUUUUUUUUGGAUGAACACGAUCAGGUAGACUUCGAGACGUUUGUGACGUUAUGUUGGCCAAAAAUAAAACCGUUCCUGAUGCUUGAUUCGGGAUUAUUUAAACCACCAAGUGACGUGGAGGAGUUGGAAAAAGACGCUGGACCGUAUGAAACGGAGCAUGCGGAAUUACGCAAUGAGCAAGACGAUGGUUAUGAUUUGGAUGGAAGCGAACCAAAUCCUCCAUAUCAGGAUGAAGAGGGGACAGAACUUGAGCAGGAAGAGGAGGAAGAUGAUGAGGAAGGUUUAGACGAACCGGAGGUCGGAGAGGGACAAGUCGAAACGACGGCGACACCAAAACCAGAGUAUGAUGCUGAAACAGAGGAAUUGAUUCGUCAGGCUAAUAACGCUAGAAAUCAGCACACCGAAGCGGAGCGCCAUGUUCGCGAGAUUGUCACAGAGAUGAAAAACAUCGAAGACUUGCUCAACAAAGACUACGGCAAAGAUGAGGAGUUCGCUCCGCUCAAUGGGGAAUGCUUGAACUUUGAGGAUCGCGAAUACAUCUACAAACUUUGUCCAUUCGAUAAGGCCAUCCAGCAACCAAAGAAUGGUGGCGCAGAAACCAGAUUGGGUGUCUGGGAUAAGUGGGCAAACGCCGAGUACACUGCCAUGCAUUAUAACAACGGCGCAACUUGCUGGAACGGACCGGCCCGAUCCGCUUUUGUCCAUCUGGAGUGUGGACUCGACACCAGAAUCCUUUUCGUGACUGAACCGAACCGGUGCGAAUACGAGUAUCGCAUCCAGACACCAGCGGCCUGCUCGUUCAAGGAGAACAGCAAGGACCAGCACGACGAGCUGUAGGAACUGACCGAGCGCCGAUAGUAUAGAUCAGAUUUUUUUUUUAUCCUCAUUUUUAAACAUUGUCAUCGUGAUUGAUUAGGAUUUGAUUUAACGAAAAAGCAGGAGAAAGUAUUAAAUACUAGACGAAAUUUCCUUAAGUGGAAAAUAAUUGGCAAAAACUGAUAAUUUAGGAAGCAGACAAUUCGAAUAAAAAAAGUGGUUAGACUCAGGAAAACAGUUAUAUGAGUGCAGGUGUAGUUGUAUAUUUUUGAACAAAUUUUGAUACACAUUCCUCUAUUUGAUAGGUUCGCCUUUUUGGGCCCGAGCGAAGCAACAGUUUCAGUGUGAAGGGCACCAGUUGAAAUAUCAACCGAAGAAUGAUUGUUUAGUUUUCGAAAUGGCAUUGAUAAAUCUACUUUCUGAUGUUGUGUUUAUGUGUGAAUAAUAAUAAAGAAAACAACAACUACAACGAA
Messenger RNA from Wyeomyia smithii (pitcher-plant mosquito), 2250 nucleotides. It is a transcript of the gene GCS2beta, whose product is annotated as glucosidase 2 subunit beta. The record is from RefSeq and is a predicted model, not a curated record. The transcript is spliced from 3 exons. The coding region runs from base 149 to 1798 and encodes 549 amino acids. NCBI's taxonomy places the organism in Eukaryota, Metazoa, Arthropoda, Insecta, Diptera, Culicidae. Gene Ontology annotation, biological process: N-glycan processing. Gene Ontology annotation, cellular component: glucosidase II complex.